CUAGUCCAAUCCAACACAAGCUAUCGAGUGAAACAUCAUCAUCGCAAGUUGCAACACUGACCUGGAACAAGUGACAAAUCCAAUUGGAUCUCGGCCAUCCGACGGGGCCGUUCCAUUUUGAAGCCGCCGUUCGUCAUGAGUCCAGCCUCCAUGUCCACCUAAUUCACUCUUUGGUUGAGAUAUGUCGCCUUCACUUGAAGUAAAGGCUAAUCCGGAGGAUGACAAAUCGCCCGAGGAGCCUUCUCGACAAUUGCGCAAACGUAAAUUGGACCUCAAUCGACUCUCAUCCUCCCUCACAUGCCCUCUAGUGUGUCAAUUCCAGUUUUGUGGCAUCCAAUUGAAAGAUGGCGAUUCCUUGGAAUGGCAUUACCAAGGACAUUUGGCCCACGAGCUCUCUCGUUUAGAGAAAGUUAGGGUCAAGAAGAACCCACAUGACUUUCCCAAUCGCCACUCUUUGGGUCGGGUGAGACGCCAAGCCUUUGAGCGAAUCCAAUUCCGCCGAGAGAGUCGACAAGCCUUGCCUGCCUCCACCAAUGGGACUCAAACCGUGGACCACUCACGCCCACUUCGUUGCCCGUGCUGUGAGCAAAUGGUCCAACCCGCACCGGAUGAAAGCGAUUUGUCAGAGGAGCAAAGGCUCCACGAGCAUUUAGAGGCGUGUCUUCGCGUCCCUCCCCAAUCUCAAGACAGACUCGACGAUGAGAACGAGGACGUCGAUGUGGACACGUCCAAUGAUUUCGAGGAGUACGAGUGGGCAGGCCAAACUAGAGUUCGAGCCACUUCGCUUAUUCAAGGCGGUCUUCGAGGAGCCGGAUUCUUGACGAUCACCCACGCCGAUGAAGACAUGGAGUUGGACGUGGAAAAUGUGGAGCGAUCUUAUGGGACUGCUCAAUUCACAGACGCUGAUAUCAUUUUGCCGGAGGCCGAAAACGAGAGCGAGGCCUCGGAAAGGAAUGCCUUACGAAAGAAAGUCUUGGGCCAAACGGAGAUGAUACCGAUUCCAAGAGCGAAAGAGGACGACUCGAAUGACGAGGAUGAGGACACGACUUGGUCAGGUGAAAGUGAAGCGGCUUGUUUGAAGCGGGAGAAUCAGGCCUUGAAGCAAGUCUCCAAGUGUAAUGUGUGUAUGGAUAUGUAUCGAACUCCCUUGGUGAGCGUGUGUUGCUGGCAUGUCCAUUGCCAACAAUGUUGGCUCCGGGCUUUGGGCGCCAAAAAGCUCUGCCCACAAUGUAAAGUGAUAGUGACGCCGCAGGAUUUAAGAAAAAUAUAUCUAUGAAGUGGAGACAUUUCUACUGUAUGUAUUAUCAUUGUAUGAUGUGAUUCAUUACUUUAUGCAAUUCAUUCUGAUCUACGUACGUAUAAACCCUUUAGAAACGAAGACAAAUUCACAACUCUUCA
This is a messenger RNA of Tigriopus californicus, 1398 nucleotides long. Its product is annotated as E3 ubiquitin-protein ligase RNF220-like. NCBI's taxonomy places the organism in Eukaryota, Metazoa, Arthropoda, Copepoda, Harpacticoida, Harpacticidae. The transcript is spliced from 2 exons. The record is from RefSeq and is a predicted model, not a curated record. Gene Ontology annotation, molecular function: ubiquitin protein ligase activity; metallopeptidase activity. Gene Ontology annotation, biological process: proteolysis; protein ubiquitination. Bases 182 to 1276 code for a protein of 364 amino acids.